ACGCAUGCGCAUUGAUCGGCAAAGAAGACGGGGGAAGGUGCGUGGUGUGGUGUGUUUCUUCACUUGAUCGGUUCACUGAGACUUAGGAGUGACUGGCUUGUGAGUAGAGAGUCCUUACGGCCGUCGGACAUGACCAGAUGAGAUAGGGACACGAGGUUAGCACGGCGUCGGGUAACAGAGUCGACCGAGCGUACGUGUCUCCCCACGCAGUCUACCGGAGGUGAAGCCAUGUCUAAAGACAGACAGAAAACCUACAAGAACAGAGGCCGUAACAUUACGGUACGGGCGGAGCUAAUUGGGAGAGUAUCGUUUCUUUCUCUGUUGUGCAGGACCUUAGAAAUCAGAGGUCAGAGGUCACAGUUGAACUGAGGCGGAAUCGGAAGGAGGAGGCGUUGAGGAAGCGGCGGAACAUUCCUGAGGAUGCAGAGGACUAUCAGAGCCCCCUGGGAGCAGGGUUGACACUGGAGAGUCUGGUGAUAAAAGCCCAGAGCUCCAACCAAGAGGAACAGUUUUCAGCAGUGCAAGCCACCAGGAAGAUAUUAUCGAAAGACAAGAACCCUCCCAUAGAUGAGAUCAUAAGAACUGGGAUUGUACCUGUGUUGGUCAGCUGUCUUCAGAGUGUCAGUCCUCUGCUGCAGUUCGAAGCAGCGUGGGCACUCACCAACAUAGCCUCCGGGACGUCAGAGCAGACCCAGAUGGUCGUACGAUGCGGAGCUGUCCCUCUCCUAGUCCAACUCCUCUACUCCAAGGACGUCCACGUGUGUGAGCAGGCACUGUGGGCCCUGGCCAACAUCUCGGGAGACGGACCAGAGUGUAGAGACUUUGUCGUCAGUAGCGGCAUCAUCGACCCUCUUCUCUCAUUUGUCAACCCUGGGACACCCCCAAACUUCCUCAGAAACGUCUCGUGGACGCUGUCCAACUUGUGCCGCAACAAAAACCCAUCUCCUCCUUUUGAGAGCGUCUGCAAGACUCUACCAGCUCUAGUCUACCUGGUCCAGAACAAUGACAUGGCAGUGAAGGUGGAUGCAUGUUGGGCUCUCUCCUUCCUGGCCGAUGGACAGGAGAAACAGAUCCAGGUGGUGGUGGAUAGUGGAGUUAUUCCGGUCCUAGUCCCCCUCCUGGCUCACCCCGACAACAGAGUGGUGUUGCCAGCCUUGCGGACAUUGGGUAACAUAGUGACAGGAACAGAUGAUCAGACGCAGGCCGUGCUAGAUGGUGGAAUCCUACCUCAUCUCAGGAACCUCGUCACCAAUACCAGACCUACCAUCAUCAGGGAAGCUGUGUGGACCUUGUCCAACAUCGUCGCUGGCAACACACACCAAGUCCAGAUGGUGAUAGAUGCCGACCUAGUUCCAGUGGUGAUCGAGGCACUGAAACUGGGAGACUUUCGCACUCAGAAAGAAGCAGCCUGGGCCGUCAGUAACUUCACAGUGGGAGGAACCCCCGAACAAGUGACAUACCUGGUACAGCAGGGAGCAGUGGAGGCUCUGUGUCAGCUCCUGGACUGCAAGGACACCACCACACCGACCGUGAUCCUGGAUGGACUGGCAAACAUCCUGAAGAUGCGGGAGCACAUACGAGAGUCCGCUGUCCACUCAGAUUGAAGAGGCAGAUGGACUGGAAAAGAUUGAAAAACUCCAGCACCACAAGAACCAGGACAUUUAUCGGCUGGCCUACAAGAUCAUUGACAAAUACUUCACUCAGGAGGGCUACGAUGACGCUGAUGUGAUGCCAGACGCCACUCAACAAGGCUUUCAGUUUGGUCCCACUUCAGACAUACCGGAGGGCGGCUUCCAAUUUUAGCCCUCCUGGAUAAAUGUCACCAGAAGCCUUCCUCAUUGCUGUAAUAUAUCCCUGUGCCCAGAAAAACACUUUUGUUCAGUGGUUAUAAUAUAUACCUAGUGCUAGUAUGCUAGUGCUCUCUUUUUGUAUGAUUGCCGUUGCCAAUGACAUGCAUAAUAUGCACUAUACUAUCAUUAUUAUUGGUGAUUAUACCGUUUUUAUCAAGCUAUUAUGCACAGCAGUAAAAUUUCUUUUCUUGUAUAGUCAUUCGCUAAAUGCAUAUUAUUGUGUGGUAUAUUAUGUUGUAUGCAUUUGUGAUUAUUGUGUUCAUAAUUAAAUUUGUUGGUGCAUGUGGUUUCC
Messenger RNA from Geodia barretti, 2142 nucleotides. The record is from the annotation of a GenBank genome assembly. NCBI's taxonomy places the organism in Eukaryota, Metazoa, Porifera, Demospongiae, Tetractinellida, Geodiidae.